Moneuplotes crassus is the source of this 3003-nucleotide messenger RNA. The record is from the annotation of a GenBank genome assembly. Lineage: Eukaryota; Ciliophora; Spirotrichea; Euplotida; Euplotidae.
AUGAAGCCAAUCAUUAUCCUUUUCUUAUACAUCAUGAUUGUUACAGCCAAUAUGUGCCAGAACAAUGCUCAGACAGCCGGAUCUCCUCUCUUUGGAAGUUUCGGGAUAGCAGGUUAUACAUAUGCCUAUCUUUUGGACAUUCUUGAAGAUCAGACCAAUGAAUUACUCUAUUUUAUUGGAUAUUUUGUUUCAACUAGUCCAUGGGACACAAUUAUCUACAAGUCUGACCCUGACCUGACCAAGGUGCAAGUGAUGACUUAUAAUAUCUAUUGCAACGAGUUUUCGUACGCCUUAUCUCCUAAUAGCGACUUCAUCUAUAUCCAAGAUCGGACAACAGGAAAGAUAUUCGAGAUCAGGACUGCAGACAUGGUCAUCUCCAGGGAGUUGUCUGUUAGUUCUACUUCGUUUUCUUAUAAUUCGCAUAUGGAAGUAAGCAAAGGCUUCUACUUCAGCUUCCUCCUCAGCUCGAUCACGCACACUUGAAGAUGGGACAUGUCGAAUACCAAUCUCAACUGAUUCACUUUCGGAGUAGAUAAGCAUACAAACUUUGCUUCAAUUAGUGCAGAUCUGCUUUUCUUCGGAUCAACUGACACAAUAGCUGAUCAGUAUUACCUUGUUAACUACAACUUCUCCUCCUCCGGCUUGGUCUGGAAGAAGAGCAUUGCCUGUCCCACUUCAGGCUGAGUGAGCAAAUACAGCACCUCUUUGCAGAGCAGAGAUGAAGAGUGGGUCUACACGAUGGUGCUGUAUGAUGAUAACUUCAUUUUCCACAAACUCAGCAUAGCCGAUGGGAGCCCCCAAAGCUCAGGGCUGAUUUGGAAUGAUAGUGGGUAUAGUAAUAGUUAUUGAAUGGAAGAGUUCAGUGACUUCAUUGCCGUUCAUAUUCGUACUUCUUCAUUACCAAAUUACAAAAGGUUAAUUUUGAUAACUCCCACAGAAACAGAAGUUGUGAAGGAAUACAAAUCAGUAGGCUCUGAGGCUUAUGCAAUAGGAAGAUUGUUGUAUAAAGGAGAAGAAUUGAUGUAUCAUUCUGGAACAAUUGCCACUGAUUCUAAAUUCUUCCUUGCUAGAUCACCCACAAACAACAUUGACCAACUUUCUGAGUUUGAAGAAGAAGCUCCUCUGUUCAGCUCAAUUACCACUAACUAUAAAGUUUUUUCAACAACAUCGAAUCCAAGCAUUUCCACAAGCACGAAGACACUCACUAUCUCAACCUCAUCCUCUGUCAUGACUACUGACAUCACAUCUUCUACCAAUCCUUUGUUCACAAGAUAUGUCGCAUUGUGGAACCAAGACCACUUCCAGACUGUCCAGAGCAACUCAUCAGUGAAAUUGAAUAUCACUUGGGCCUGAGCUCAAUCAGCAAACUACACUUCCAUCAGUUUCAGUCUGGCCCAAACUGGUUCCAAUGCUAUUCCUGAGUGGGUAAAGCUGGAUGCGGACAAUCAAGAGUUACAACUUAAUACCACUCCAAAGUUGGGUACCAAAGAAGUCUUCUUCUUUUCUCUUCAAAUCUCCUUCAACAGUGAAGUGCAUUAUAAGAAGUUUGAAAUCACUGUAGAAGAGUGAUCUAUUCAGAACUGCCAGCUAUGAACACUGAACAACCCCAGUUUUUGAGAAUCCUGAUCAGAUGAUUAUCAAAGCUCUGAUGGGCAGAAAUCUUGUUCCAAAAUAGGUGCAGUGGCUAGAACAACAGAAACAGCUACUGCUUUGGUGACAUUGAGUGUCAUACUUGCAAGUGCAUCAUCUCUACUAUCAUUAUCAUCUAUCAAUUCAAUCUUUAGUGUCAUGAACAGUCUGCAACUUGCAAUGUUGCUGCCUCUGGUUCCUGACUACUUUUCACUCAAAGUGUUAGAUUUCUUGAGUGGAAUGGGGUUCACAAUGCUCUCAUUCGACUUCAUCAAGUUUAAGGAUCUUCCAUUUGUGGAAGAUCUUACAGAUUGGGUGUCAUACCCCCAGUCCGAUGAGUACUUGAACAGCAUUGGAAUGAGGUCUGGGAGUUCAGUUGUCAAUUAUUUAUCACUGGUGGUCAUUCUUAUUCUUGUUGGAAUCAUUAAUUUUUGAAUUUUUCUGUGCAAGAUAUGAACAGAGAACUCAAAACACAGAAGAUGUAAGAAAUUUUUCAAUAAGUUGUUCAAGAUGCUAACUUUUAAUAUCUAUAUUAGAAUAUUCAUGCAGGCUUUUGUAUUUACAACUCUCUCCAUAUUCUCUGAACUUUAUAAUCUAAAUCUUGCUACAACUGUGACAAAAAUAUCCUUGGGUUUGUGAGUAAUUUUUGCUAUAUGCACAAGUGUGCUGUUUAUCUUGUCAUUUAUAAUGUACUGAGCAUCAUUUCCUCAGCUUGAUAAAGACAAGUAUUGGACAUGAAUCGAAUACUUUAAUGGAAUCAAGCCAACUAAAUGCUCCAAACUCUAUUCUAGUCUGUUUAUGCUGGUGAGAUUAUUGAUGACGUCAUUACUUAUAUUUGGCCAAACUACCCGUCCAUAUGAAAAAGCCAUCUACUUUUACUUGCUAAACAUUGCUUACUGAAUUUACUUGAUAAUUGUCAGACCAUUUGAGAAUCCUCAGGACAAUAUCAUUGAGAUCAUUAACCAGACACUGUUUUGCUGUCUAGCAGUACCGCUAUCUUGGCUUAAUACGAAACAAGCCUGGACUCCGUUCUAUGAAAGCUAUUACACAACAAUAUUAAUGACAUCUCCAGCUAUUGGAAGCUUAAUAUGCCUUGGUUUCUUGAUUAAAUCAAUAGUGGUAUAUAUAAAAAACAGGAAGGCCAAGAAGAAAAAGCAAAAUGUAGCUCCCAAAGAACGCUCUCCUUCCCAAAGACCACCCCGGAACCAAGAAUAUCCUCGACCAAGACCCUCCCCUUUCAUCAACAACCAGUCCUUGAGCAUGAGCAGAAGCAAUGCUCCAAUUGCACCUCCUCCCGCUACUCAAAGAAGACCUUAUGAAAGAUCUCCUCGCAGUAGAAUUCCAAUGAGAAGGAAACUGAAUAAUCACAAAUAA